UUCACCCAGUUUGUGACGGGGCAACAGCACGCAUGGGAGCGACAUAACCCAGGUUCAUUUCAGACAUAGGCUACUAUACAUUCCACAAAGUUGCUGCUAGUCAUGGAGUCUGAAGAUGCUAAUGUGUCAUACAGCAGGUGGAACGAGGAUGUCAACCUCAGCCACUCACAGUCACAGUCCAGCCUCAUCAGGUUCUAUAAUCGCCUGUGCACGGGUAACCUGGGUAUCUACAUCAGGAUCGCCGGAGCCGUCGCAGCACUGGUGUCUGUCUACAUACUCGGAUACGUCACCGGAUACUACGUACAUGGACGUUGACAACAGCAGUGUGUGUGUGUGUGUGUGUGUGUGCGUGUGUGUGUGUGUGUGUGUGUGUGUGUGUGUGUGUGUGUGUGUGUGUGUGUGUGCGUGCGCGAGUGUGUGUUUGGAGGAGUGGGACAGCACUGGUGUCCGUCUACUGUACCUACUGUGCUAUGUGGCCACCAACGGAUACCACAUACAAGGACGCUGACAACUCCUUUCUAUGUGUGCGUAUGUGUGUGGGUGUGUGAGAGGGAGAGGAUGGGAGUGAGAUUGUGAUUGCCAUUUUUAUAUGCCAAGAAGAUACUCAUCAAGGGUUCUAUCAAGAGGCACAUGCCAAAGGUGCAUGGAAAACUGUACACUGAACACUCACACGAGCCAUUAUUUAAUACCUGUUUUUGUAAUGAAUGAAUAAUGUACUGUAUAUCAUUUCAAACCAUGUGACUGCAACAUGUACUGUAGCUUUGCAUUUACAAGAGAGCAAAGAAUGUUGUUGAGCUGCUCAUAAGUGGUCUGUGUGUGUGUGUGUGUGUGUGUGUGUGUGUGUGUGUGUGUGUGUGUGUGUGUGUGUGUGUGUGUGUGUGUGUGUGUGUGUGUGUGUGUGUGUGUGUGUGUGUGUGUGUGUGUGUGAGGUAUUUUGUCAACCAUUGACAAUCAUCAUCAAACGCAUGUAGUACAGUGUAUUGCAUGAGACUUUUCUGUGUCUAAUCAUCAGUCCUAACCAAUUCUUCAACCAACACUUGUAUAUUUUUUAACAAUGUCCCUGUGUUGAGAUAAACUAUAUAUAUAUAUCUAGUGUGUGUCUGAGAGAAAGAGAGAGAGAGUGUGUGAGAGAGAGCCAGGUGUUGUGCUGCAGGCCAGUGCAUGUUUCAGAUGUUCAGCAGCAGUCACCCAUUGUCACGGCAACAGAGCAACACUGAUGUAAACAAACAAUCACUCAUCUCAUCUCAUUGCCGGGAGUGUGGAAAUGGAAAGUGCUGGAACAUCUGUGUAUGCAUUAGAGGAGUAGCCUAUUCAGUGAAUAGUAUUCGUGUCAAUCACUACAAUUGCUAAUUGUAACCCUUGCCAAAAGUGUAUGCAUAACAUGAACAUGACAAAAUGUGUAGACCAAGUGAUUUACAUGUCUUUAUUUUCAUAAUUUAUAUAGUAGCACUGAUAAUGAUAAUAAAAUGAUGAA
Messenger RNA from Engraulis encrasicolus (European anchovy), 1474 nucleotides. It is a transcript of the gene smim1, whose product is annotated as small integral membrane protein 1. Lineage: Eukaryota; Metazoa; Chordata; Actinopteri; Clupeiformes; Engraulidae. Bases 103 to 315 code for a protein of 70 amino acids. The record is from RefSeq and is a predicted model, not a curated record. The transcript is spliced from 3 exons.